AUGGACGAGGCGCAGGCACACGGAGUGAAGAUUCCUGCCAGCAGCCCGUAUCGUUUCCCUGUUUUAAACAGUCUCGGCCACCAUGCGUUCAGUGUCGACUCUCAGGAGCUCCCCACAGAGCCAUCAGUGCAGACUACGGGCAGGAUGGAGACAAACACAAGCCUGGACAUCACCACAACAUUCUACAACUCCUCUGUCACCCAAGGAAACAGAACUUUCCUGGACUCUGAGUUCCGCUACAUGCUGUUUCCUGUGUUUUAUGGCAUAGUGUUCAUCCUUGGCCUGCUAGCCAAUUGUUAUGCGCUGUUCAUACUGCGGAGGCUACGCCAGUCCAAGACCAUGAGCGAGAUCCGCAUCUACAUGAUCAACCUGACCAUGGCCGACCUUCUCUUUGUCUGUGCUCUGCCCUUAUGGAUUGGUUACUACAGUCGUCAUGGUGACUGGAUCUACUCUGACUUCAUGUGCCGCGUGGCGGGCUUGCUGUUCUUCAUCAACACUUACUGCUCCAUCCUCUUCCUCGCCGCCAUCAGCGUCAACCGCUAUUGGGCCAUCAGCCGGCCGCUGGCCGCCGCUUCCACUGAACACCGGCGCCGUGGCGUCAUCGUAUCGACGCUCUUGUGGGGGGUGACCCUGGCCAUGUCGAUCCAGUACCUGGUGUCCCCAGGCCUGCAGGUAGACAAGGACAACGUGUCUCGCUGUUUUGAGGGCUACACCCAUGAGGAAGAUGACGACAAAAGGGUUAUUGCUACAACCCACAUCCUGAUCAUCGCUCUCUUCUUCCUUGUCUUCCUGCUGGUGGUGAUCUGUAACGUUCUGAUCGCCCACGCCCUCCUGGCACAGUCCCCCAGCCAGCCUGCUGUCUCGUCCUGCAGGUCUAGGGGUGAUCCUGGAGCGUCCAUGAGGGCGUCCCGUCGCCCCCACGGGGUGAAGCGGCAGGCGCUGCAGAUGCUGUGUGCGGUGGUGGGGGUGUUUGUGCUGUGCUUCCUUCCCCACCAUGUGGUCCAGCUGCCCUGGGUGCUGGCAGUGCUGGAGAUCAGGGAGGGAUGGGGCAGCCAGGGGUGGGGGGACAACACCAAGCAGUACCUCAACGACCUCCACCAGGUCACCCUUCUCCUCAUGGGCCUGAACUGCAUUCUAGACCCUGUAGUCUACUGCUUUGCCACCAAUAAAUUCCGUUCUUACAUCAAAGCCCACCUGAGGAAGAUGAGGACAGGGGAUGCUUGCUCCCAAACAGGCACUACCCAGAUGUCCAUGGACAGCAAGAACCAGAGCCAGAGGCAUGGUGAACACCUGCAACUCCAGGGUUACACAGCCAACAUGGCUGACGAGAGCUGAAAUAAAGUUGCUUUAUCUAUAAGUCACUUCUUGGAAGUGUAUUUUUGGGGUGGACACACUGGUGAGAUGACAUUCCAAAGCAGUGUUUCCUUGUCCCAAUAUUAUUCUAAUCUAUUGGUUACUGUAAAUAGUGCAGUGGAGUGCAUCGCUGAGGUCGGAUGUCAGAAAAGGACAUUGCAAACCUGUGAAAGCUAGAAACAUGAGGAAGUACAUUCAUUUAGCAAUAGUCCCUAGCCUGAACUGAUUUUGUAAUCACUCUACUCCCUGUGCUGUAUAUACAUUUACAUUUAGCAGACACGCUUAUCCAGACUUACAGUAAGUACAGGGGCAUUCCCCCUGAGGCAAGCAGGGUGAAGUGCCUUGCCCAAGGACACAACGUCAUUUUGCACAGCUGGGAAUUGAACCGGUAACCUUCAGAUUACUAGCCCGACGCCCUAACCGCUCAGCCAGCUGACUCACCUACCACAAAUACUCAUACGACAUAACCACAGUUAUGUCGUCCACCCAGGGUGUCGUCCACCCAGGGUGUCGUCCACCCAGGGUGUCGUCCACCCAGGGUGUCGUCCACCCAGGGUGUCGUCCACCCAGGGUGUCGUCCACCCAGGGUGUCGUCCACCCAGGGUGUCCUAGCCUCGGUGUUGAGGAGGUUUUGCUGCACUGUGCAUUUGAAAGGCAUGAUCAGGGGCGCCGUAAUGGG
Osmerus eperlanus (European smelt) is the source of this 2032-nucleotide messenger RNA. It is a transcript of the gene ptafr, whose product is annotated as platelet-activating factor receptor. Gene Ontology annotation, molecular function: platelet activating factor receptor activity; G protein-coupled purinergic nucleotide receptor activity. NCBI's taxonomy places the organism in Eukaryota, Metazoa, Chordata, Actinopteri, Osmeriformes, Osmeridae. Bases 1 to 1335 code for a protein of 444 amino acids. Gene Ontology annotation, biological process: chemotaxis; G protein-coupled receptor signaling pathway. The transcript is spliced from 2 exons. Gene Ontology annotation, cellular component: membrane. The record is from RefSeq and is a predicted model, not a curated record.